This is a messenger RNA of Colletotrichum higginsianum IMI 349063, 1128 nucleotides long. Its product is annotated as Oxoglutarate iron-dependent oxygenase. Lineage: Eukaryota; Fungi; Ascomycota; Sordariomycetes; Glomerellales; Glomerellaceae. The transcript has a single exon. The record is from RefSeq and is a predicted model, not a curated record. The coding region runs from base 1 to 1128 and encodes 375 amino acids.
AUGAGCAAAUUCAGUUGUGAACGCUGUGGUAAAAUCACCAGGGACGUCUUACUUCAUGUUCAUAUGAAUUCUUACCCUUGUGGUCGAUGUGGUCAGACGACUUCUAGCUUAGCCAUCAUCUUGGACAACGUCAAGAGGUUUUCAGAAAACACGAGGAGACUCUUCUCCAUUCUGCAUGAUUGGACCGAAGAGGCUGCAACGUCUGGCAUCGCGCUUGAGCUUGGUGCUGCUUGGCCUGGCGAUGACGAUACUCAGUACCCGUUUGGAGACUGUCGUACCCGUUGUCGUGCACACUUAAUGCCCCAUAUCAGCUGGUCCAGCCUUAUUGGUCUUGAUCGACAUUCAUCCCUUCGGAAUGCUCCUAUCAUCACUUCGCUUUUCAUCAAGAAAUCUCUGCCUUCCAGCCUUCUGGCCUGGACAAUAUUCCAGAUUGUCGACCAUCUGCCCCGUCUCGAGCAAAUCAAUUGCGAGCACCGACUCGAACUCGAGCUCAGCGAGCACGACCUACAUCACAGCGCGAAUUCGGCUCUUUUCAGUAUACGUGGUCAGAUGCGGAGAAUAUCUUUAUGGGUGGCUCGCUCACAAUCUGGGGCACCAAGAAUACCUCACGAUCUCGGCACAGCUGCGACACGGGCUGCUUUCCAAGUGAAAGAACUGGCAAUUUCGCAUGCUUCAGAAGCAAGACAAUUUUUCCAGCUCCUCAACUCCAAAGCCUUGGCAAAUCCAGAACAGAUAUCACUUGAGUAUCUGGUUCACACCUGUACUCUCAGACAACUAUAUUCUCAGCCGGCGGAGGUCGCGAAUCUGCUUUUGCUUGCAAGCACCGCGGCCAAAAACAUGCCCCAUCUAAAAGUCAUGGAAGUAUGGAGCCCCGGCGUUGGAGAAGGCUUCUUCUUUCGAUAUGAGGCUUUGGAAAGCGGUGUCAGGCUCACGGUGGCUGCUACUUGGCAAAUUCGAACCGACCUUCGGCAGGCUAUCCAGGGAUGGCAACAGGUUGCGGAACGACACGCAGAUCAGUAUUUUGCAUACUCUGUCGAGAAAAUCGAUCGCAGGAUCUUGACUGAGAGGGACAGCAUCUGCAAACAACUGAAAUUGUUUCACCUACUGCGAGAGUGGGACCGUACGUAA